GGCCCAUAGAGCCCGGCCGGACCGCGUGGAGCCGAACCGGGCCGGCACAGCACAGCCGGACUGGGCCGCCGCAGCGCUCAGCCUCUGCCCUGGAGAUCAGGAUCUGUGCCAAGGUGCUAAAAGUUUAAAAAUGGGGCGUCGCUCGUCAGACACAGAGGAGGAGACCAGGAGCCGGAGGAAGAAGAAGCAUCGCAGGCGCUCGUCGUCGAGCAGCUCCUCGGACAGCAGAAGCUACAGCCGCAAGAAGGGCGGAAGGAAGUCGAGGUCGCGGUCUCGAGAGCUCCAGUCUCGUUCCCAUUCUUAUGAGAAAAGACGCAGACACAGAUCCAGCAGCAGUUCUUCAUAUGGCUCUAGAAGAAAACGCAGUCGUAGCCGGUCAAGGGGCAGAGGAAAAUCCUACAGGUCUCAAAGAUCAAGGUCAAAGAGUCGAACAAGAAGAUCACCAUCAAGACCUCAUCAACGAUCUUGUAGUCGAAGUAGUGAAAGAUCCGGGCAUAGGAGAACUCAUAGCGGGUCUCGUGAAAGAGAAUGGCGUAAAGGCAGAGAGAAAGAAAAAGUGAGAGAGAAAGAGAAAGGCAAAGGAAAGGAGGAGAUAAGUGGCACAAAGCUUGGGGACUCCGGAAACAUCAAAGCUGGAUUAGAACAUCUGAGCCCGGCGGAGCAGGCCAAGGCCCGGCUGCAGCUCGUGCUCGAGGCGGCAGCCAAAGCAGACGAAGCUUUAAAGGCCAAGGAGAGAAGCGAAGAAGAAGCAAAGAAAAGGAAGGAAGAAGACCAAGCCACCCUAGUGGAGCAAGUCAAGCGGGUAAAAGAAAUUGAAGCCAUUGAAAGUGACUCCUUUGUUCCGCAGAUGUUCAGAUCGAGCAAAGACCUCAGAAAGGGCACCGAGGCUGCCGAGCUGAGGCUGGAGCCUGGAGCGGGCGCAGCGGGAGCUGCCGACGCGGCCGCCCCUGAGAAGGAGGCGACGACGGCGGCCGCCAUCCCUACCACCAUCAAGUACCAGGACGAUAACUCCUUGGCUCACCCCAACCUCUUCAUUGAGAAGGCAGAAGCAGAGGAGAAGUGGUUCCAGAGGCUGAUGGCGCUGCGGCAAGAAAGGCUCAUGGGCAGCCCGGUGGCCUGAGCGAACUGCUGGGAACGUCGUACAGAAAUGCCCCGUGAGGCCUAGAAAUCCUACCCUGACAUUUAUUUUUCCCUUUUCAUGGGAUUUUAAUACUCAGUGAGUGGUACCGAGAACAAGUAUUUCAUCUGAAUAAACAGGAAUGUUCCAUCAUCCGUUUUUUUCCUUAAUUCAUUACAGGGUCACUCGUACUGCUAAGCUACCUGCUGCUGCAGGGAAGGGGAUCUUGGGGGUGUCAUUUGGUUUGGUACUGAAUUUCUCUGUGCAGAAGACCAGAAGACUUGAUGGAUCAACCCCCCAAAAAAUACCAUUCUAUACCUACAUCUAUAUCCAUAGCCUGUCCAAGAAAGUUCAGAUUGAGCAGAGCACAGAUGAUACACCUGGGCCACCGGAUCUUGUGCAGCGGAGGAAGGAUCCAGGGCCAAGGUUAUUGCUGUUUCCUUUUCUUUGGUCGCUUUUCUCCUUGCUGCACUCACCUGCCUGCUCCAGACUGACCCUGGUUGCUUACGUUGGCCGUCUGAGCGCAGUGUCACCUUUGCUUUAAAUUCACCCAAGCAUCUACCUGCUCCUGUCAGGAUACAAGAGAUUCAGCAGAUGUAACUAAAAAUCACGUUAUGCUUUUAAACAAAUUGGUGGGAGUUUUCAGAAGGUUUCAGUAUUUCCUAGUUAGUUUUAAGAACAAUAAAAUGAUGAAUAUUCUGGAAUAUGGGGCACAUUUAAUGGCAAAUACUAUAAAUAUUACUGUGUGCAUUGGUAGGAACUUUUAUUGAACAAAACUAGUGGCAUAUCCAAACGGAGCAACUCUCUUUAGUAUAUGAAGCUCCCAUUUGUCAAAGUAAGGCUUUAAAAGAAUGAAUUCUGUCAUGUUUGGGCUACCCUCCAGUUUGUCUCACAGGCACCAGUCAGUGUAUGAACAUCAAACACCAUCCAAACCAGGAAAAACCAAAGCAUUUCUGCCAAGUUACCAGGCAAAUCCCCACAUCUGUGGGAAAACUAGAGUAUCAGUGGAAGAUUAAAAUAAGUCUUGCAGUUCUGGACAUACAUCAUUGGAAAUUACAUCAGUUUUGUGCUUGAAUGAAGAACUUCCUACUCUUUUUCUAAUGUUACUUUUCCUUGUUCUUGGAUUUGUAGUGAAAAAAUGGACAGUGCAAAUACAUCUUAAUGGUCAUCUUAUUGCCUAAUGAUGUGAAAGGAAGAUCUCUUAAAAAUAUGCUGGAAUGCAAGAUUAACUUUUCUUAACAGUCUUAGUUUUACUG
Molecule: messenger RNA, 2373 nt
Organism: Nothoprocta perdicaria
Lineage: Eukaryota; Metazoa; Chordata; Aves; Tinamiformes; Tinamidae
Gene: RSRC1
Product: arginine and serine rich coiled-coil 1
Exons: 11
Coding region: 131-1120 (329 amino acids)
Biological process (GO): alternative mRNA splicing, via spliceosome
Cellular component (GO): nucleus; cytoplasm
Source: RefSeq, a predicted model, not a curated record